CAGGUCUGUGACAUCACAGAUGGCCUCCUGUCCACUCUGCCAGCUGCAGGAAACAGCCCUGCCCGGUGAACUGGACUCAAAUUCAAGAUCGGCUGAUUCAGCACAGCACCCCUGCAGACAAAGCUGGCAGAGUAGAGACUCCAACUCCCAUCCAUGGCAUCCUACAAAAACCUGGCCUCGAAGAUCUUCUGUUUAUGCUGCAAGGACUGUCAGGAACCCCAGGCCACCGACGACUCCAAGGUUCCCAGUCAAACUCAAGGGCAUCAGCCACCAACCAGCAAUUUGCAGCUCCCGAAGGAUGAGCAGGGCAAAAAUCCCAAGCAUGCUAACACCUCUUCCUGCUUGCCUUUGGGGCAACCCCUGAUCCAUCCAGAAAAGAGAGCUUCCUCCAGCAGCAGUGAGUUCGAGGACGUGGAUACACAUGCUCCCCAAAGAGGUUUUUAUAAGAGGAACCUAAACCGCUACUCCCAGGAGCGCUGGCCAUUCCAGCCAUGCCUCAUCGGCAGACCCUGACCAUUCUAGUGGGCAGCCCCCAAGCCGGCCCCUGAGCUGUGCAGCUGCUGGGCGUAUCCACAAGGAAGAGCCGGUGGGCAGGAGUCAUGAAGACGGAUUCACAAACUCCCCUGGAGGAGGAGGAGACGUCUGAGCCACCCCUGUGCACCUGCAGGAGCGCCUCCAGCUCCUGAAACGGCCAGGGCCACAGAGGAGCUGCUUCCCAUUAAAGUCCUUGGUCCAUCAA
Molecule: messenger RNA, 739 nt
Organism: Oryctolagus cuniculus (rabbit)
Lineage: Eukaryota; Metazoa; Chordata; Mammalia; Lagomorpha; Leporidae
Gene: TEX48
Product: testis expressed 48
Source: RefSeq, a predicted model, not a curated record